Phycomyces blakesleeanus NRRL 1555(-) is the source of this 1191-nucleotide messenger RNA. RefSeq lists its product as hypothetical. The transcript has 6 exons. The annotation marks the transcript as partial. Lineage: Eukaryota; Fungi; Mucoromycota; Mucoromycetes; Mucorales; Phycomycetaceae. Gene Ontology annotation, molecular function: protein-folding chaperone binding. Gene Ontology annotation, biological process: protein import into mitochondrial matrix. Gene Ontology annotation, cellular component: mitochondrial inner membrane. The record is from RefSeq and is a predicted model, not a curated record.
UCACCUGUCCGUGUAUUCAUCCAGACGAUUAAAGAUCAAAUGAAGAAAAACAAAGAAGUCCAGGAUGGUGUAAAGACCCUUCAGGACGAGUCUGGCAAGAUCGGAGAGAGUGACACUCUCAAGAAAGCCCGAGAAUUGUUUGAGAAAGCAAAGGAACAACAAUCGGCACAGUCAGAGAGAUUAAAGCAAGCCAGUGAAAAGAUCACGCAGACUGCAAGUAAGGUUGGCGAGAGUAUCAACGAGUCCUACAAAAAGGCAGCCGACACCGAUUUUGCCAAGGAGACUGCCGAAAAACUGAAAAAGGCAGCCGAAAACAUUGACAAGGCAGCAGACCCAUUGAGAAACAGUGCGGCUGCUGGCAAGAUCUCCGAGGGUUUCCAGACAGUCGUCAAGGAUGAUAGUGGCAGAUACGCUGGUUUUGUUGACAAGGAGACUCGCCGCAAGUUGCGUGAACAGGCUCAAGCAGAAGCUCAGGGCGGCGGUCUGGGAAAGAAGAAGGUUGUGGAGGAUCCUAAUGCUGGCUCAGGAAUCGUGCUCCACAAGGACUCAAAGUGGAAAGAGAGCUGGUCAAAGUUCAAGGAAGACAGUCCUAUUAUGCAGGGUAUUUUCCGGGCCAGAAAGAACUAUGAAGAUUCAGACAAUAUCUUUGUGUCUUAUUCCCGAGCCUUUACUGACCGUGUCUCAGAGACAUUUGGUUCCAUGUUUGAGGAAUCUGAUCAGGCUCAGGCCAUUCGUGCUUUCCAGACAAUUGACCCCACCUUUAACAUGGAAAAGUUCAUGACCGAAGCACGUAGUUACAUUGUACCUGAGCUUAUGGAGGCAUACCUCAAGGGUGAUGUGGAGACUUUGAAGUUGUGGUGUUCAGAGGCUACUUACAAUGUCCUAACCGCUCUUAUUCAAGCCCAAAUGCAGCAAGGACUCGUGAGUGAUUGCAGAAUCCAGGAUUUGAGAGAUGUUGAUUUGGUGACAGCAAAGAUCCUUGAGAACGAUGUUCCUGUCUUGGUGCUUUCGUUCCGUACCCAGGAGAUUAUUGUGUUCCGUAAUGCAAAGAGUGGAGAAGUUGUAUUUGGCAAAGAGGAUCACAUUGAACAGGUCACAUAUGCCUGUGUGCUCACAAAAGAACCUGAGGAUCUGCAGAACCCUGUGACAGGAGGAUGGAGAAUUAUUGACAUGGCAAAACACGACUCUCGG